Messenger RNA from Tigriopus californicus, 1133 nucleotides. RefSeq names its product peroxiredoxin-6-like. Gene Ontology annotation, molecular function: peroxiredoxin activity. The coding region runs from base 231 to 1058 and encodes 275 amino acids. Gene Ontology annotation, cellular component: mitochondrion; cytosol. Lineage: Eukaryota; Metazoa; Arthropoda; Copepoda; Harpacticoida; Harpacticidae. Gene Ontology annotation, biological process: cell redox homeostasis. The transcript has 4 exons. The record is from RefSeq and is a predicted model, not a curated record.
AAUGAAAAAUGAUUCUAGAUUUCUUCUCCAUCCAAGUUCGAAGAAUCUGAGCUCGUCAAAUUCUCGUAGAAAGUGCUUUCACCAGCCUUUCUCACUCAUGUCGUGCUCACUUCAGAAAAUGAGGACAAAUUAAAAAGAAUCAUCUCUCCUUAUGACGCCCAUUCUCUCUCAUUUUCGUGCCAGUUGAUCAGCAUCCUCCAGAGGGAUCGGAGGUCUCACUUUAAGAUACAAUGAGCCAUGGGAAAAUCUAUUCUAAUGAAGUGAUCCAAACAGAAGAUGACCAGUUUGACGAUGAUCCGGAUAUGCCGCGAACCCAAGCCAAAAUGGGAAAGAAGGCUCCAAACUUCAAGGCCAAUACCACUGAGGGUAUGAUAGAUCUCUAUGAGUGGCUUGGCGACUCUUGGGGAGUAUUAUUUUCCCAUCCGGCCCCUUUCACACCCAUUUGUACCACAGAAAUGGGUAGUAUUGCAAAACACUACGAGGCUUUUAAGAAGCGAAAUGUCAAACUCUUAGGGAUCUCCUGUGAAGAUGUGAACCUACUUCAUGAUUGGGCCGGAGACAUCAAGGCCUAUUAUGGUUUGGAACAUUUUCCAGUCACCCUUCUGGCUGAUGAAUCGCGGGCAGUUGCUUAUCUGUAUGGACUAAUCGAACCCACCUAUCGAGAUAACUUUUCCGGUAUUCCUUACCCUUGUCGUGGUUUGUUCAUCAUCGACCCUAAGAAAAUCAUUCGGAUGAUGUCAUUUCAUCCUUGGUCCAUUGGCCGUUGUACCAAGGAGAUCAUACGCUCCGUGGACAGUCUUCAACUCACGGACUCUUUUGACAACAAGGUCUGCACUCCCGCGGAUUGGGAGAUGGGCAAGAGUGCCAUGGUUGAUACAAGUGUAACUCCCAAUGACAUUAAUACUAUGUUCCAAAGUGGCGUGAUCACGUGGUUCUUGCCCUCGGGUAAACCUUAUAUGCGCACCAUUGGGGAUCCAAAGAAACCGGAACCACGAGUGGGAGAAGCGGCAACGAAUUUGAAUCUCAUCAAACUCGCCUAUGGUUCUGACUCAGAUUAAUUAUGUGUUGCCUAGCAAUCGGCAUUGGUCGUUAUGAAAGUGCAAUAAAUAUGUAGAUUCUGUGAACGGUACCAA